Messenger RNA from Symphalangus syndactylus (siamang), 3797 nucleotides. RefSeq names its product armadillo repeat containing 9 (gene ARMC9). Gene Ontology annotation, cellular component: ciliary tip; ciliary basal body; centriole. The record is from RefSeq and is a predicted model, not a curated record. Gene Ontology annotation, molecular function: protein binding. Gene Ontology annotation, biological process: cilium assembly. Lineage: Eukaryota; Metazoa; Chordata; Mammalia; Primates; Hylobatidae.
UUGGCUGAGCCGCCCCACGUGACGCCGGGGUGGCGGCGGCGGUUGCCCGGGUGACGGCUGCAGAGGUGGCGGCCGGGCUGGGUGAGCUCGAGUGUCCGCGGCCGAGCAGCAGAGAUUUUUGCUCUGAGAAUUAAUUACCAGUAACAGUUCAAUAUGGGGGACAUUCUGGCUCAUGAAUCUGAAUUACUUGGACUAGUGAAAGAGUAUUUAGAUUUUGCUGAAUUUGAAGACACCUUGAAAACAUUUUCAAAAGAAUGCAAAAUAAAAGGAAAACCAUUGUGUAAAACAGUAGGUGGAUCUUUCAGAGACUCCAAAUCACUGACAAUUCAGAAGGAUCUUGUCGCUGCAUUUGACAAUGGAGACCAGAAGGUGUUCUUCGAUCUGUGGGAGGAGCACAUUCCAAGUUCCGUCCGAGAUGGGGACUCCUUUGCCCAGAAGCUGGAAUUCUAUCUCCACAUCCAUUUUGCCAUCUAUCUUUUGAAGUACUCUGUGGGGAGGCCGGACAAAGAGGAGCUGGAUGAAAAGAUUUCUUACUUCAAAACCUACCUGGAGACCAAAGGGGCAGCCUUGAGCCAGACCACAGAGUUUCUUCCUUUCUAUGCCCUUCCUUUUGUUCCCAACCCUAUGGUGCACCCCUCAUUUAAAGAACUCUUCCAGGAUUCCUGGACUCCAGAGUUAAAGUUGAAGUUGGAAAAGUUUCUAGCUUUAAUAUUUAAAGCCAGCAACACGCCAAAGCUUUUAACAAUAUAUGAGAAUGGACAAAGUAACAAAGAAAUGUUGCAGCAGCUCCACCAGCAGCUGGUUGAAGCUGAACGUAGGUCAAUGACAUACCUCAAACGAUACAAUAAGAUCCAGGCCGACUACCACAAUCUCAUUGGAGUCACAGCAGAGCUGGUGGAUUCUCUAGAGGCCACAGUCAGCGGCAAGAUGAUUACCCCUGAGUACCUCCAGAACGUCUGUGUCCGCCUGUUCAGUAACCAGAUGCGGCAGAGCCUGGCGCAUAGUGUGGACUUCACGAGGCCUGGGACGGCAUCCACCAUGUUACGAGCCUCCUUGGCACCCAUGAAAUUGAAGGAUGUCCCAUUACUGCCCUCCUUGGAUUAUGAGAAACUGAAGAAGGAUUUGAUUUUGGGGAGUGACCGCUUGAAAGCCUUCUUGUUGCAGGCUCUGCGCUGGCGCUUGACCACAUCCCAUCCUGGAGAGCAGAGGGAGACCGUUCUGCAAGCCUACAUCAGCAAUGACCUCUUGGACUGUUAUAGCCACAACCAGAGGAGUGUGCUUCAGUUGCUGCACUCCAAGAGCGACGUGGUGCGGCAGUACAUGGCCAGGCUCAUCAAUGCUUUCGCGUCACUGGCAGAAGGUCGCCUCUACCUUGCUCAGAACACAAAGGUGCUGCGGAUGCUGGAGGGAAGGCUGAAGGAGGAGGACAAGGAUAUCAUCACCAGGGAGAAUGUUCUUGGGGCCCUGCAGAAGUUCAGCCUCAGGCGCCCGCUGCAGACAGUGAUGAUUCAAGACGGCCUCAUCUUCUGGCUGGUUGAUGUUCUGAAGGACCCUGACUGCCUGUCUGACUACACGCUGGAGUACUCGGUGGCUUUGCUCAUGAACCUCUGCCUCCGCAGCACAGGGAAGAACAUGUGUGCCAAGGUGGCAGGCCUCGUGCUCAAAGUCCUUUCGGAUCUUCUUGGCCAUGAAAACCAUGAGAUACAGCCAUAUGUGAAUGGAGCUCUGUACAGCAUCCUUUCUGUUCCAUCCAUUCGUGAGGAAGCAAGAGCAAUGGGAAUGGAAGACAUCCUACGCUGCUUCAUCAAAGAAGGCAAUGCCGAAAUGAUCCGCCAGAUAGAAUUCAUCAUCAAGCAGCUAAAUUCCGAAGAGCUACCAGAUGGUAUUCUUGAAUCUGAUGAUGAUGAAGAUGAAGAUGAUGAAGAGGACCAUGACAUCAUGGAAGCCGAUCUGGACAAAGAUGAACUGAUCCAGCCCCAGCUCGGAGAACUCUCGGGAGAGAAGCUUCUGACCACGGAGUACCUGGGGAUCAUGACCAACACCGGGAAGACAAGGCGGAAGGGGCUGGCUAAUGUGCAGUGGAGCGGGGAUGAGCCCCUGCAAAGGCCCGUCACCCCCAGCGGCCACAGAAACGGGUACCCAGUGCUGGAAGACCAUCACACACCUCCCCAGACAGCCCAGCACGCCAGAAACGGCCACCCGCAGGCCCUGCCAAACGCUCACGAGGCUGUCUACAGGGAGGGCAAGCCCAGCACCCCGGAGUCCCGCGUCUCCUCUUCAUCAGCCAUCAUCACCAAGCCAGGAGAGUGGCUCCCAAGAGGAUGCCAGGAAGAGCCUCACCCGGCCCCCACGGGGACUCCCCGCCAGCCAAGGGAGGCGCCCCAGGACCCAGGCAGUGGAGAGACCACCAGGGAAUGUGCAUCAGCCUUCACCUACAAGCCCCAGGCCCCCUGCACUCCAGAGAUGCUGGACUGGAACCCACUCAAGGCAAAGGCAUCAGUUCUGGCCCCUCUGUUCUCUCCGUGUGGCCCCCAGCAGGCCAGCCGCCCCGGCUCCACAGCGUCCUCCACAAGGCGCCUGCCAAGUUCAAUGAAGCAGUGGCCCUCCUCUGGCCCUGGCUCAAGGCCAACCAAGACAGCAGGGAUUGGAGGGCUCAAAACCGGUGGUUCCCAAACCUGCCUACAGUUUGAGACUCACCGGGAAUCUCUGGGGAAUGACAGUCUCCUAGGCAGCAUCUCUGCGUGCAGGCUCUGGAAUUGGUCCUGCUGGAUGCUAAGCACCGAAACCUCAACCCGGAACAAGACCAGAACAACCUGAACAACAGCAGGACCAGCGAUGGCUCUCCCUGCUGGAGGAUUCCGGAAGUCACCUGGCUCGACCAAGCCCCUUUCGUGUUCUCUGUGAGCCCACUCCCCAGAGCAGCUAGGCCUGAUGUGCACAAGCAGACUAAUAAAGGCUUGAGGACAAAAAGGGUUUUGAGUGAUAGGUGAAAAAAGAAAGGAGAUAGGGCUGGGCCAACAGACCUUCCCUUGUUGGUGGGAGCCCUCAGAGAUGGGAGGAACCCCAGAGGCGAAGAGAGGGACAUGGUGGGGGCACAAAAAAGGCUUCCAGAGCCACAGCCUGGGCGAAUCCUGACAUGGAGCCCAGCCUCAUACGGCCUCUUUCCCUAGUGGUUGGCUUUGCUCCUGGCCUUAGGUAGCCCAACAGCUGGGCAAGGGGUCUGCCUGGGCAGGGGAAAGGUGCAGGGGCAGAAGGUAGCAGAGGGAGAAAAGGACACCCUGUCUGCCUCUAGCCCCAAAGACAAGUCCGAAUGGGGCCAGAGGGAAAUGGCUGAGCCUUGGGGUGCCCCAGGGUCUUGGAGGGGACCGGGUGUUCAGGUUUCGCACAAGUUCAGGAGGGGCCGGCGACCCCCCCUAACCCCGCCCCGGGAGGGUCCGCCAGGGACAGGCGUCCCUGGGAUUGGAGGUGACCCCCCGUAGGCUCCGAAGCCCCGCCUCGGCCAUGCACUGUCUGCUAGGCGCUCUUGGGGAGCCUAGGGGCCGUCUCGGAGAAAUGGGGUGGUCCCCGCCAGGCGGCGGCGGGGCGGGCCCGGGGCGCCGAAGGGGUUAAGGCACCUGGGCCACCGCCCCUGCCGGCCCCUCCUCCCGCGGCCGGGAAGAGGAAAGUCGCGGCGGGGGCGCGGCCCGGCCUCCGUCCCCUCCCGCGCCUGCCGUCCCGCCGGCCCGAGCCGCGGCGCCCAGAGCUUGCGAGCCGCUCGCCCCUCCGCCGCUCCGGCCCGGGCCGCCAUGUCGUUGUGG